Molecule: messenger RNA, 249 nt
Organism: Ectocarpus sp. CCAP 1310/34
Lineage: Eukaryota; Phaeophyceae; Ectocarpales; Ectocarpaceae
Source: the annotation of a GenBank genome assembly
AUGCAGACAGGGCGGAAAAAGCUGAAGAUUUUUGCGCGUUGGCCAGCGCUAGCCCUCUUCAGCGGCUGCGCAGGGGCCGUCGUCCAAGUUGUCAUCGUACUGCAGGAAAUCAUGGCGCAGGAAGGCCACAUCUUGCCCUGCGUCGUUGUCCUUUACCUGAACCCUGUGGUGAUCGGAUCUUACGCGUUGCCGUAUCUCUUGAGAGGUUUCAGAGCUGUCGUCAUCUCCGAAAAAGGUUCGAGUCUCUGA